This is a messenger RNA of Psammomys obesus (fat sand rat), 2532 nucleotides long. It is a transcript of the gene Atrip, whose product is annotated as ATR interacting protein. Gene Ontology annotation, biological process: DNA repair; DNA damage checkpoint signaling. Bases 107 to 2440 code for a protein of 777 amino acids. The record is from RefSeq and is a predicted model, not a curated record. Lineage: Eukaryota; Metazoa; Chordata; Mammalia; Rodentia; Muridae. The transcript is spliced from 13 exons.
UGGUCGCUGAGGGGGCGCCGCGGCGCGCGGGCGGUUGGGCCAGCCCGGGCUUCCUGCGGACAAGGUUGUGCUCGGCGUCCUCGGAUGCUGCGGGGGGAAGGAAGUCAUGGCCGGGACCCCCGCAGCGAGCCACCACAGGAAGCAAAGCGACGGCCCGGCGCCUCUCCCUGGUCUGUCGCGGGCCCUCGAGAACCCCCCGAGUAAGCGGGCCCGGGGCUUCUCUGAGACCGCGGACCCUGACCCCGAAGACCCCUUCGGCGCGCACGCGGACUUUACUGCGGACGACCUGGAGGAACUCGACAUCCUCGCGUCACAGGCCCUGAGCCAGUGUCCGGCCGCCCCUCAGGACCUGUCCAGUGCUCAUAAGAUCCGCCGAUUAGAUGGGUUAUCAAAUAGUUCUAUAAGGAAAAACAGAGAAAAUUCUCCAGUUAAAGAUAAUUUUGAAUUAGAACUACUUCAGAUACAAUACAAAGAACUUAAAGAAAAGCUGAAAGCAAUGGAAGAAGAAGUCCUAAUUAAGAAUGGAGAAAUUAAAAUUUUGCGUGACUCACUGCAUCAGACAGAAUCCGUUCUAGAAGAACAGAGGAGAUCACAUUUCCUUCUUGAGCAAGAGAAGACUCAAGCACUCAGUGAAAAAGAAAAGGAGUUCUCCAAAAAGCUCCAGUCACUGCAGUCAGAACUCCAGUUUAAAGAUGCAGAAAUGAAUGAAUUAAGGACAAAGCUUCAGAGCAAUGAACGAACAAAUAAACUAGCUGCUCUCUCUUCUUCCCACGUCAGUCCUAGGAAAGGUUCUUCUGUGGCCAUAAAGUCAGAAGUAUGUUCUCCACAGACUGGAAAAACAACUUUCCCUACAAAGGAGUCCUUUAGUGCUAAUAUGCCACUCUCCCACCCCUGCCAGACUGAGGUUUCAGAGAAUAAAACCCACAGUCUGAGAGGUAACCCCAUGAAGCAAGAAGUGCAGGAGAAAAUUCUUACCGACAGCUGGUUGCAGAGAUCAAACACUCAAGGUUCUAUUUUGAUAAACUUGCUCCUGAAGCAACCUUUAGUCCCAGGGUCAUCGCUAGGUCUUUGUCACCUUCUGAGCAGUUGUUCUGAGGUUCCUUCUGGCACCCUCUUGCAGCAGCCGGGGCUCAGUAACUUGGCUGGGAUUUCAGGCCUCAGAACUGUCAGUUCUCAGGAUGGGUCAUUUUCCCCCUCUGCCCUGAAAGAAGCACAGACUUUAGCAUUCACUGGAUUAAAUCUGGUUGCCAGGAGUGAGUGCCCACAUGAUGGAGACCUACCAAAGGGAAGCAGAAGAGCCUUCCCGCUCUGCCAGCUUCCUGGAGCUGUGCACCUCCUCCCACUUGUGCAGUUUUUCAUCGGCUUACACUGCCAGGCUCUGCAAGACUUAGCCCCAGCUAAGAAGAGUGGGGCAUCUGGGGACUCUCCGACACAUCCCUCCUGUGUGAGCUCUGGGGUAGAGGCCAGCCCAGAGGACUCCAUUUAUAGCCUGGAGAGCUUCUCUGUGGCUUCGCUUAGCAUCCUUCAGCACCUGGUAUGCCACAGUGAGGCAGUCGUCUGUUUGUUACUGUCAGGCAUGGAGACAGAUGAUGCUGCCAGGGAAGGAAACCUACUUCAACCUUGUGCAGAUACGAUCUCAGCCUCCAGGAGGGAUGCUCAUGACCAAAAACAGCAUCCACUAUUGAAGAUGCUUCUUCAGCUGGUGGCUUUCUCUUCUGCAACAUCAGGUCAUUUUCAAGCCAGUGUCCUGAGCCAGUGCCUCAAAGUUUUGGUGAAAUUAGCUGAAAAUGCUUCCUCUGAUUUCUUGCCCAGGUUCUCCUGUGUACUGCCAAUGUUGCCACAGUGCCUGAGCUCAGAGCUGCCACUGCCUUGUGUGCUACUGGCUGUUAAGUUGCUCUCCGUUCUGGUGGACCAUGACAGCCUCACACAGCAUCUGUGCUCCCACUCAGAAGGCUGCCUUCUCCCGAGGCUGUACAUGUACAUUACAUCAAGGCCUGACAAAGUGGCCUCAGAGACACAGUGGCUUCAGCUGGAACAAGAGGUAGUAUGGCUCCUGGCCAAGCUGAGUGUGCAGAGCCCUUCCCCCCGUGGCAUUGGUUCUGACUGCCAGUGUAACAUAGAGGCAGUCAGAGCGCUCACUGUGAUGUUACACAGACAAUGGCUGACUGUGCGGCGGGCAGGGGGUCAGAGGACCCACCAGCAGAAGCAGACAGUGCGCUGUCUGAGGGACACUGUGCUGCUGCUGCACAGCCUAUCUCAGAAGGACAAGCUCUUCACUGUGCAUUGUGUUGAGGUCCUGCAUCAGUACGACCAGGUGAUGCCAGGAGUCAGCAUGCUGAUUCGAGCCCUUCCUGAUGUGACCGACUGUGAAGAGGCAGCCCUGGAUGACCUCUGUGCUUCGGAGACAGAUUUGGAAGACUCUGAAAUGGACUGUAGCUGAGGGCCGGAACAUCCCGCCACAAGGUGGCACCAGCUCCCAAUGCUGUCUGCCAUUUCUACUGAUUAAAACUGCAGCUCCUGCUGAGAACACGA